UUGGGGGCUUUAAUGAGUACCUUGUACGAAGUAGAGAUCUUGAAGUUAUGAUUUGCAAAGGUCAGUAGACGAAUACGAGUACGAUUACGGUCGGGUACAAGUUGGUAUGUCAAGUCCUAUUUAGAACCUCUGCCACUACGAGUCGAUUCUUCUCACUUUACCGAUGCCAUAUUGAAUUCAAGUGGUCGUAACGUACCUGUCCUUGAAGUGAGACCUCUCUCGAAUUACCUAAAAAAACUGUCGGACAAUCAGAUCAUCAAAGUUAUAUUCUGGAAAACAACGUCCAAAAAUGUCACACAUCCCAACUCGCCAACUAGGUCGCAAUGGCCCACAGGUCACCGCUUUGGGUUUCGGAGCCCUUGGACUGUCGACGUUUUACGGCAAGCCACAACCGGACGAGGAACGCUUUGCGUUUCUGGACCAUGCCCACAAGGUCGGUGCGAGGAAUUGGGACACGGCUGAUGUGUACGGGGACAAUGAAGAUUUGAUCGGAGAGUGGUUCAGACGAAGUGGGAAACGCGACGAUAUCUUCCUAGCUACCAAAUUCGCGACAGUUUGGCAUCCGGACGGGACUAGAACUUUCAACAAUGAACCUGGAUACGUCAAGGAAGCAUGCCAAAAGAGUCUCAAAAGGUUAGGUAUCGAAACCAUCGAUCUUUACUAUUGUCACAGAUUGAGCGGAAAGACUCCCAUCGAAGACAUGGUUGAGGCAAUGGCUGAUUUGGUCAAACAAGGCAAGGUCAGAUACCUAGGGUUGAGCGAAUGUUCAGCCGAGUCUCUUCGAAGGGCGCACAAAAUCCACCCCAUCUCGGCCGUUCAGGUCGAAUACAGUCCCUUCACGACGGAGUUGGAAUCCCCCCAGAUCGGACUGUUGGACGCUUGUCGGGAACUGGGCGUGGCGGUCGUCGCGUACAGCCCGCUCGGCCGGGGGUUCCUCACGGGUCAGUACAGGUCCCUGGACGACUUUGACGACGACGACAUCCGACGCACCCUCCCUCGGUUCUCCCCCGACAACUUCCACAAGAACCUCGAACUCGUCGACCGGAUCGUGUCGCUCGCCGACAAAAAGGGCUGCACGGCGGGACAGUUGACCCUGGCCUGGCUCAUGGCCCAGGGCGAAGACGUGAUUCCGAUCCCGGGGACGAAAAAGAUCAAAUACCUCGACGACAACAUGGGGGCGUUGAACGUCAAGUUGACGCCCGAGGAAAACCGAGAGAUCAGAAAGGCCAUCGAGAGUGCCGAGGUCAGCGGGAGUCGGUAUCCUCCCUUCAUGCAGGCGUACAACUUUAUGGACACGCCGGAGAGAUGGUAAAGAUGUGCAGAACUCAAUAGCUGCCGAAAACUUUGCCACUGUUUCGGAGUGUUGACGAUCCGAGUAGGGAAACAGUAAAAUAGGGUACUCAUGAGGAUUGUGAUCAUGUACCAUGUACCUCCUGUGCAGAACUAUAUACCAUUUCUAAUCUACUUUUUCCCUGCCCG
Exophiala oligosperma is the source of this 1479-nucleotide messenger RNA. RefSeq lists its product as uncharacterized. The record is from RefSeq and is a predicted model, not a curated record. Gene Ontology annotation, cellular component: cytoplasm. The transcript has 3 exons. NCBI's taxonomy places the organism in Eukaryota, Fungi, Ascomycota, Eurotiomycetes, Chaetothyriales, Herpotrichiellaceae. Bases 290 to 1312 code for a protein of 340 amino acids.